UUGAAAGUGGAAGCUCAUAUUCAAUAUUAUUACCUGCAGAUAAUUUUUAAAAAAUUCAGAAAAUUGAAAUAAAUAUCAGAUUAAUUUAAUUCUCUUAGACUUUCCUAUCAUUUAUUUGUGUAACUUAAAAACAUGGAGAUCCAUUUUUUAGGAACGGGUGCAGCCAACCCAAGUCCAACCCGAGGGGCCUCAAGCCUUGUAGUCCGCCUACCCACUGGUUCGUGCUGGAUGUUUGACUGUGGAGAGGGGACACAAACGCAGCUCAUGAAAAGUGCCAUUCGACCUGGAAAACUGGACAAAAUAUUUAUAACACAUCUACAUGGUGACCAUGUUUUUGGUUUGCCGGGUUUAUUAUGUACGAUCAGUUUGAACAGUUCCGAGGGACGGUCCGCAAUUCAUGUGUAUGGCCCUGAGGGCCUUGGGCAGUAUUUGACCACUACGUUGACUUUGUCUGGUUCUCAGCUUAUUUUCCCUUGUGUUGUACAUGAACUUUGUCAAUCAGGUAGACUGAUGUUUUUGGUUUGUGUUUUUGCUUCAGCCUUGCUAAUGGCAUGCAUAGCUGGUGCCAGCUUUUCAGGCUACCUUGCCGAGGUUACAUGUCAUUUCAGGCAAGCUACGGCCACAGAAUAAAGACACACAGAAGGUCGACACCAAAAAAGCGUAACCGCUGCCACGCCAUGAUUUGUCAUCAAAAUGCUGACGCCAUGAUCCUGGUGACGUCCGCCAUUUUGAAUAUUAUCAGGGGGUGAAUGUCUCUCAUAUGUACACUGGCUAGGACCAUGGCAUCUGCCAAAAUCAUAGGAAAAACCAGGAAGUCGACCUUCUGUUUGUAUCUAUUCUGUGCCUACAGGCCACACCUUCAAAUUUUGCUAAAAUUGUUGUCAAUGGUAGGUAGGUACAGGUGACAUAUUUAUGACAACCUGCAGUUAUAUCAGUAAGGAUACCUGUUUAUAAUUUUGUAAUCAGUAACAAGAUAAAGGGCACUAAAGCCAAUGUCUCAAACACAGAAACAAGGCUCUAUAGCCAAGGCUAAGUACUUUUCGGAAGGGUCUGUUGGUUGCACCCCCCCCCCCCUAGCAUUCAUGCAUGGCACAGCAAUUGGUCCGUGAUUAGCAGGAGUAAGCUAGUGCUGUUUGGCCUAAUUUGCAGAAAGAGGUUUUCUUAUUCAAAGCAAUAUUUUCAUCCAAAAAUUAAAUUCAGAAUUGGUAUUCUGAAUUUAAUUCAGGAAUUGAUAUUUUAGUGGUUCAAAUUAGUCUCAACCCAAUUAGCACAUCAUACUCUGGCCUUCAUCUAUAACUGAAUUUUUGCAUUUUCUAUAUGGAAGCUAGGUAAAAGUGCCCUGCUUUGGGGAAUUGCCUCUCCCCUGCUCUGACAAAUAUAAUAUAGUGUGAGUUUUUUAGACAUGUAUUAGAGCUAUAGGCUCUCUGACAGGAAUCGAACCUGUAGCCCUGCGAUUCUCGUUGUUGCUUGGUUGGUUAGAGGGCUAACAAUAUAUUGAUAUUUGCCCUGACAAUAUAUAUACACUGUUUAAAACAUUUAUACUGUAUGAAACAUUGUAGAUGGAAUGGACAGCAAGCUGUGCAAAAUUGUUUCAACAACCAGAGAUGCAGUAGAAAACCACAUCCAAAUUGUACAAAUAUUCCCAACUGAUAAAAACACCUGGAAUGUUUUAGACAGUAACUCUGUGACAGUUUCGGCUGCCUUAUUAAAACACAGGGUGAUUUGCUUUGGUUAUGUCAUUCAAGAAGCAGAGCAACCUGGUAAAUUAAAUGCAGCCUUAUUAAAGUCAAAAGGUAUUCCUCCAGGGCCUUUGUAUGCAAAGAUUAAAAGUGGAGAGAGUAUUUAUACUGAGGAUGGUUCACAGAUUACACCAGAGGACGUACUUGGCCCACCAUGCCCCGGGCGGAAAGUGGUGGUUCUGGGAGAUACCUGCGAUUCCCAACAGAUCACAGAUUUGGCUAUGAAUGCUGAUGUACUUGUACAUGAAGCGACAAAUGAGAAUGGACAUCAAGAGAAAUGUAUAGAGAAUGGUCACUCGACCCCAGGUACUGAGGACAUCACAGCAGUUUGACGUCAAUUUGCUGGAACAAAAUAUUUGACAACUUAGGUUCUUAAGCCUCGGUCAAAACGAAGAUGAGAGUUGAUAAGAGGUGCAACUCUCAAUCGCGUUUGCCACUUAUUGGACAUCGACUCUCCUCAACUUUAAACUGGUUCAAAUUUUGAUGAGCGUUGAUGAGUUUUUGCUACCAGCGCAGGAAUAUCCAGUCAACUCUCAUGCAGUUCUUGUUCCCCUUUCACCGGAGCAUGAGAGUUGAGAAAACUCUCAUGCAAUAACGUAGUUUCCUGUGCGACCAUGUCCGAACAAAAUUAUUUUAUUCUAAUGCGAGAGGAGACUCCUCAAGGCUGGGGAGAACGCUGGUGCUCAAUGGCUUAAAAAUAACCUCUUAUGAACCUCUAUAAUACUCACAAUGGACACUAAAUUUCGACUAUACGUAUGAUGACAUGAAGUGUUGAAAAACCAGCAGGAUUUUGUAUCAGAUAUACAAAGCUCCUUCACGGUCUUGAUUUCGUUUAUUUUUCUCGUGAAUUACAAAUAAUUGUAACAUUUCUUGUUAAUAUAACUCUAGAUGGGUUUUUGAAUAUUUGACGCAAAUUUUAUAUAUACAUCGCCUGGAACAAUUGCGAAGAAUGCAACUUUUAGCCCCCAGGAAUUGAAAUUUUUAAAAUAUCAUUUUGGCUUUUUUGUUUAGGUAUGGCUGCAAGUUUUGCUAGAUCAAUCCAAGCAAAGAAGCUUAUUCUUACGCAUUUCAGCCAACGCUACAAGGGACGGGACGAAGUGUUGAAACCAGGGGAAGAAAGUGUCGUGAAACUUCUAGACGAGGCAAAGAAUGGAUUUGAGGAUGUUGUUGCAUCAUACGAUAUGCUUGUUGUAAACAUCCCAAGAAUAGAAAACUGAAUAGUUUGUAGCUGAAGUAACUUUUUUUUGUUAAAUUAUAGGCGGGUUUGUUAGAUUAUGUAAUGGCCGUUUUCCGCUAGGCGGAAUUUUCCGCGCGGAGCGGAAUUUCUCUUUGUCUUUUCUACUUAGUUCCACACGAGAAAUCACAAGACAAAGAGAAAUUCCGCUCCGUACAGCUAAGACCGUCGUCUCAUAUAAAUAAAGAAAAACUGCAAAACAAUGUCACGUUUAAGAACUUUAUUCCAAGAAAAAAUACUACCUACUUCAAGUACAUAUGAAUAUCCAUAUUUAAUUAACCGUCGGAAAAGUUAAGAAUACUAACAGUAAUAACUAAUAGUAAUAGAAUUGGCGUAUCAGUCAUUAAUAGUAAACAGAUACCAUUAUUUCAUAUUCAGUGUCGUCAUAAUAUGAAUGAAAAUAAAGAUGAAUCACCUGAAACAAAAAUAGGAAGUAUUGAGGAUUGCUUUAUUUAUAACUUUGUUCCAUAUUCUAAACUUUAUACAAAGAUGCUUGUGUGAUGUUACUCUCGAGUGUAAAUCCACACCGGACAAGCUUGAAAAAUAUGCCUGGCCACGGUGGAAAUCGAACCUACGACCUUUGGAAUACUAGCCCAAAUACUAGCUUGGGCUGGUAUUCCAAAGGUCGUAGGUUCGAUUCCCACCGUGGCCAGGCAUAUUUUUCAAGCUUGCUCGGUGUGGAUUUACACUCAGUGUAACAUCACACAAGCAUCUUAUUCACCUGAGUACUUUAUACAAACACUUACAUAACAUCAAAAAGCAUGCAAAUGUUGUGAAUUGUGUUGGUGGUAACUAUUUGUGAAAUGCCUAAAGUACUUACGUCCCAUGCUUCUGUCAUGUUUACAGACCAACAGCGCUUUCAAUGAACUGCAAAAUCAAAAACGUUUUUUAGUUAUACCGAUAGAAAAUUUUAGAUUUUUUCUUCUAGAAGACUUCUAGAACCUAAUUAUUAACCAAUGCUUUUACUUGACCUCUAUACGACUAUAGGAACAGUUCAGUUAAAAAAAAAUCAAAACAAAACUUACAUCGUCCAACUUAAACGAAGCCUCAUUUCCACGUCUGCAAUGCUUGUUGAAUGUUUCUACAAGAUUAAUGUUAUUGUUCAGUUAUAGCCCGCAUAUAAAUGUUCCAAAAGGUUUUGUCAGGCUCAUUAUGGCACAAUGCGGCAUUCAUAACAGACAUGGGAAGAUACUAAUAUGUCGGGGUAACAGUUUAAUGCUCAACAUUUCCUCUUAAUUACCAAAGUAAGGCGCAUUGUGACUCACUCGCCAAAGCACUUACCAAUGAGGCCAACAACUCGUGUGUAAAUCUGCAGGAAGUCAUCAAAGUCUACAGUUCCUUUCUUGUUGGAAUAACGGCAAGUGAUGGCAGUCAAACAACGUGUGCUCAUUUUGAUACCU
Messenger RNA from Paramuricea clavata, 4373 nucleotides. The record is from the annotation of a GenBank genome assembly. Lineage: Eukaryota; Metazoa; Cnidaria; Anthozoa; Malacalcyonacea; Plexauridae.